CCUUCAAGGCUCUCAACCAUGUGUUGAUACGUUCACGAGAUAGUGUGAUUCUUUAAUACAAUCAAAAAAUUAUCGUACAUUUAUGAUCAACAUUGAAGACGCAGCAAGAAGAUUAAAAAAAUGUGGAGUCAUUAUACUCAAAAAUUGCAAUUUAGUGUCUUCCUUGCAUUUAUGUGUAUUUAUUUUUCUAAUGUAAAGGUUGAUGCCUCCAUUGUGAAUGAUAAUUUCCAUGCAGUGGCUAAUCAACAGAAAGGAGAUGUCAAUUUGAAUGAUCCUUACUUUGCCAGAAAAUUCAAAUGUCCAUUGUGGUUUGGUAUGUUUCCUGAUGUUGAAGAUUGUUCUAGGUAUUACAUGUGUGUAGGAGGGAGAGCUAGUCGCAUGCGUUGUCCUCCAUUCUUAAAUUUUGAUAAGUACACUCGACGCUGUCUUUCAAAAUGGAUCGCAACCUGUGACAAGGGAGAAGACGAUAAAUACAGCACUCUUCCAGAGCAAAGAACAACCCCUGUGAAAGAGAAAAUAUUUAUGUGCAGAAAUAUGUUUGGAACAUUCCCGCAUCCGACAGACUGUUCAAAGUAUUACACGUGUUAUUUCUUCAUGCCAUCUUUAAGAACCUGUCCCAAAGAGAAGCUAUAUGAUGGAGGGAGGAAAGAAUGCAGACCUGAAAGCGAAGUAGAGUGUGAAUCAGGAAAUAGACAAACAACCACAAUGAGAAUUGUCUCCACCCCUUUAUAUACAGAGUCAACUACUCGUGAAAUUGUAACUAUUCCUGAAGAAAGUACUCCAGAAACUACAACUACUCCAACAAUUGCAGAAGAAGAAACAACUACUGAAAUGCCAACUGGCCCGCCUGAAAAUGAUUGUGAUGAAGAUGAUCUUGAUUGUAUUAUCACGGUAACUGGACAAAUUCCCUUGUGGUACAAAUGUCCUGCAAAACUUGACUCCUUUAGCCAUCCAAGCAGCAGAAGACUCUUCAUUUUCUGCAUCAAUUGGAAGCCAAAAGUGAAAAAAUGCGGCCAAGAUUUGAUUUACUCACAGAAAUUGAAAACUUGCGUUUCACCAUAAAAUUUUUAUCUUGAUAAUUACCCCUGAAUACCAACAAGAUCAUCUUUUUUCUUCCUUUUAAUGAAACAAUGUGUAUUUUAAUCCUUUUAACUGCUCUCGAGUUUUAGGGUUUCGUAUGUCUGCUCUCAACCACUGAUUCCUACUGAGUGACAAUAAA
Parasteatoda tepidariorum (common house spider) is the source of this 1219-nucleotide messenger RNA. RefSeq lists its product as uncharacterized. Gene Ontology annotation, molecular function: chitin binding. The record is from RefSeq and is a predicted model, not a curated record. Lineage: Eukaryota; Metazoa; Arthropoda; Arachnida; Araneae; Theridiidae. Gene Ontology annotation, cellular component: extracellular region.